Molecule: messenger RNA, 1347 nt
Organism: Ipomoea nil (Japanese morning glory)
Lineage: Eukaryota; Viridiplantae; Streptophyta; Magnoliopsida; Solanales; Convolvulaceae
Product: aspartic proteinase CDR1-like
Exons: 1
Coding region: 1-1347 (448 amino acids)
Cellular component (GO): extracellular region
Source: RefSeq, a predicted model, not a curated record
AUGGCGUUGAAAUCCAUGGGUUUAACUGUGUUGUCUGUUUUUGCUUUGCUUUAUGCUCAAACCAUUAAUGGUUUCACGGUUGAACUCAUCCACCCUAACUCUCUUUCAAACCCUAAUCGCAACCCUUCCAACAGUCAGUUCCAUUGGAUCCGGCAGGCGUAUAACCACACUCGAUCACGCGCCGCCUCUAUCCAAAGUAGCCUCGGCGGCGGCGGUUCAGCCAAAUUCAAGACCGAUAUAGAGUCGUAUGGGGGAGGAUACGCGAUGAAGUACUCCCUAGGUACGCCGCCGUUUGAAAUCUACGGCAUCGCCGAUACCGGCAGUGACGUCACCUGGACUCAGUGCGAACCAUGCAUUAAUUGCUUCUCGCAAAGCUUGCCGUUGUUUGACCCGAAGCACAGCAAAUCGUACAAGACGGUCUCGUGCGACUCAGAUGCUUGUACUCUUGUCAAGUCCAACGGCGGCCCCGGCGCCGGCGAAUGUUCCGGCGAAAACGUUUGCCAGUACCAGUUAACCUACGGCGACAAUACCCAAAGCAUCGGCGACGUGGCGACCGAUACUCUCACCAUCGGCGGUGCCUCGUUUAAGAACGUGGUGUUCGGGUGCGGCCACAAAAAUAGAGCGACUUCCUACGGCAACGCCACCCACAACGCCACCGGCGUUGUCGGUCUCGGAUACUCCAACGGCUCGAUCGUCACACAAUUGGAUAAAGAUUUCGGUGGAAAAUUCGCGUACUGUCUGUCUUCCCAGCCUGAUUCCAAAAGCCAUAUAAGUUUCGGCAAAGACGCCAUUGUUAAUGGUACCGGUGCCGUUUCAACUCCCUUCGACGCAGGCCCUUACAAUUCUACACUUUACUAUCUCUCCUUAGAAAGCAUCAGCAUCGGCAACCAAAGCAUCCCAUUUAAGAAAUCUGUCUCUUCUAACGUUGGUGGUCGGCGCGCCGGCAUUAAGAAGACCUCGGCCAAUGGCAACAUUGUCAUUGACUCAGGAACCGGAGUAACAAUCAUCCCACCCAAUGAAUUUGAUAAUUUGAAAUCGGAGUUGACGAAACAGAUCCCGGCGACUCCGAUAGACGAUCCUCAAGGCCAAUACAGUCUAUGCUACUCGACAAUUGACAAAAUUGAGGUGCCAAAAAUAGUUGCACAUUUUUCUGGCGCUGAUGUAGAGUUGUCGCCUAGAGGAUCAUAUAUUGAAGUAGAAGAAGGUAUAUCUUGUUUCACUAUAAUUCCAGAUAUAGGUUUUGAAACCUUCAUCUUUGGCAGUCUGUCCGUGGUAGAUUACCUUAUUGGAUAUGAUUUAGAGGCACAGACUGUCACCUUCAAGUCUACUGAUUGCUCCAAAUAUUAA